Gymnodraco acuticeps is the source of this 5657-nucleotide messenger RNA. Its product is annotated as lactase-phlorizin hydrolase-like. Gene Ontology annotation, molecular function: beta-glucosidase activity. The coding region runs from base 1 to 5565 and encodes 1854 amino acids. The transcript is spliced from 17 exons. NCBI's taxonomy places the organism in Eukaryota, Metazoa, Chordata, Actinopteri, Perciformes, Bathydraconidae. The record is from RefSeq and is a predicted model, not a curated record. Gene Ontology annotation, biological process: carbohydrate metabolic process.
AUGCUUGUUGCAGGCCCCCUGAACGAUGCAUUCGACUGCAGUCAUCCAGUACUUCCAGGCUCUAAACAGCCCUUUGAGUACCUCCAGAGCAGAGGGGUGACCCACUUCAAAGUACCGCUGUCAUGGGUUCACCUCCUUCCUACAGGUUUCCCCGGACACCCGCAGCAGGCCGUGGUCACCUGCUACCAGACCCUGAUGAAACAGCUGCUGGAGGUGGGCCUUCAGCCUCUGGUGGUCCUGCAUGGAUCCACAGUGCCAGACUCUCUGAGAUCGAGGUAUGGAGGCUGGGAGAACCCUGAGCUGGGAGACAUGUUCCAGCAGUACGCUGAGUUUGUGUUUGGAGAGUUUGGAGAGCUGGCACUCUCCUGGGUGACAUUUAGCGACUUGGAUGAUGUUAGGCAUGAUCCUGGUCCUCUGCAAACUAUCCUGAAACUCAACAAGAACAUUUACCAGCUCUACCAUCAACGAUUUCCUGAAAAAGGGAGACGUCUGUCUAUUGGUCUGAGAGCUAGUGAUGUGGCAAUCCUUCCCCAGAUAAUAAGUUCAACCAAAAUGGAUUUCUUGUCAAUGCACAUUGAAUAUGAAUGUGAAUCAGCAAACCUUGGUGAGGAGCUGAGGAGAGUACAGGUGUCCAGUGGAGACUUGCCUAUCCUCAUAUACGAGAUGACUGUUCAUGGUUGUCCCUACAGUCAAUAUCAGGUUCUUGGCAAUUUCUUACAAGUGUUAAUGAGCAACGCUGACCUGAAGAUUGUCGGAUGUGACACAGUGGAUAUGUUGGGUGAGCCUGAGACGGAGGACUUCCCAACCAGUCAUGCCAUUUCAGACAUUAAUAGAAUUUCAGCAUUAAGAAACAAUUAUCAGAAUGUGUGGAAUCAGUUUGCGGCUCAAACUGAUCGGGAUCUCUUCCUGAACGUAUCAUUUCCCGUUGACUUCCAAUGGGCCACCUCCAGCGAGUCCUUCAAGGUGGAGGGAGGCUGGGCAGAAGAUGGGAAGGGAGAGACCAUUUGGGACCGUUUUGGUCAUGAUGGUCUAGUCUUUGCCAAUCAGACUGCUGAUCUCACUUGUGACAGUUACCACAAGGUGGAUUAUGAUGUCUACCUCCUGCGAGGUCUUCAUGUUAACACCUACCAGUUUUCCAUCUCUUGGGCUCGUAUUUUCCCUUCGGGCCACCGGGGCAGUCAGUCGGAGAAAAGUGCUCUCUACUAUGACAAGCUGAUCAAUGCUCUCAUUGAUUCUGGUAUACAACCUGUUGUCACUCUCUACCACUGGGAUCUGCCCCAGGCCCUCCAGGACUGUGGUGGAUGGACCAACGCUUCCAUUGUUGAAGCCUUCAAAGACUACGCAGAUUUCUGCUUCUCCAGGUUUGGAGACAGAGUCAAGACCUGGAACACUUUCAGUAGCCCCUGGGUGGUGAGUCAUGCUGGGUAUGGCACUGGUGAGCAUGCCCCAGGAGUGAAAGACUAUGUGGUGGCCUCCUAUCAGGCGACUCACAACAUGAUCAAAUCCCAUGCUGAGGCCUGGCAUGUCUACAAUGAGAAGUACAGGAAGACACAAGGAGGCAGAGUGGGCAUUGCAUUGAACUCUGACUGGGCUGAACCCGUGGACCCCUCCAGACCAGAAGACAUCGCAGCUGCAGAUCGCUACCUACAGUUCAUGCUGGGCUGGUUUGCACAUCCCAUAUUUGUCGAUGGAGAUUAUCCUGCAUCAUUCAAGACUCAAAUUGAACAGAAAAGAAACGAGUGUCCUCUCUCUGAACCUGCAAGACUCCCAGUCUUCACAGCUGAAGAGAGGAAGAGGAUACACGGAACCGCUGACUAUUUUGGAUUGAACCAUUAUACCUCCCGGUUAGUCAACAACAGUGCUGGUGGCUGCACCCCUGGUCCUCAGGGGGUUGGCAACUUCCAGUCACACGUAGAUCCCUCAUGGUCCUCAACAGCUUCUGACUGGAUAUAUUCUGCACCUUGGGGUCUCCGAAGGCUUUUAAACUACAUUUCCACAGAGUAUUUGAACAUUAUCAAAGUGCCAAUCCACAUUACUGGGAAUGGUAUGCCUACUGAGCACAUUGGGGACAGUCUGGAUGAUGUCAGUAGAAUAGACUACAUGAAGAGUUACAUCAAUGAGGCCCUUAAAGCCAUUUUCUUAGAUGGAGUGAAUGUGCAGCGAUUCACAGCGGAGUCACUCAUGGAUGGCUUUGAGGGAAAGAAAGGUUACAGCCAAAAGUUUGGUCUUCAUUAUGUCAACUUUGAAGAUGCAGACAGACCAAGAACCCCGAAGCAAUCUGCAUAUUUCUACUCUCAGGUUAUAAAGCAAAAUGGAUUUGGUGGCCACAAGGGGGAGUUUUUUAAUUUGGCAAAGAUGCGAUUUACUCCCCGUACAACUGCUUUACCACCCUCAGAGGUUCCCUCUAAAUCAAAGGUUGUCUGGGAGAAAUUCUCAAUUCAGUCAAAUUUCCAGAGAAAACUCUACCACUACGGCACUUUCCCACAAGGCUUCAGUUGGGGAGUAUCAUCUUCGGCCUACCAGAUUGAAGGUGGCUGGAAUGCUGAUGGGAAGUGGCCCAGCGUCUGGGAUACAUUCACCCAAAAUGGCAAUAUUCCUGAUAAUGCUAAUGGAGAUGUGGCCUGUGACAGCUACCACAGACUUGAAGAAGACUUCUACAUGCUGCGUGCUCUGAAGGUGAAGUCGUACAGAUUCUCUUUGUCCUGGUCCAGGAUAUUUCCUGAUGGUCAGCGUACAUCUCUGAACCAGAAAGGUGUUGACUAUUACAAUAGACUCAUUGAUGGCCUCUUAGCAUAUAGCAUCACUCCCAUGGUGACACUGUACCACUGGGACCUUCCUGAAGCUUUGCAAAAACUUGGUGGCUGGGACAAUGUAGAGAUGAUUAACAUUUUUAACGACUUUUGUGACUUCUGCUUUGCCACCUUUGGCGACAGAGUGACAUUCUGGAUGACCUUCAACCAGCCUCAUACAAUUGCGUGGUCAGGAUAUGGACUUGGACAGGUCCCACCCAAUGUUACAAAUCCAGGAAUUGCACCAUACAGAGUUGCACACAACCUUAUAAAGGCCCACGCCAAGGCUUACCACACAUAUGAUGAUAAGUAUCGUGCAUCCCAAGGUGGUCUUAUAUCCAUUGCCCUUAAUGCUGAUUGGUUUGAACCUAAAGAUGUUAAUGUUCCUCGUGAAGUGGUGGCUGCUGACCGCGCUCUGCAGUUCCAAUUAGGUUGGUUUGCACACCCUAUUUUCAAGAACGGUGACUAUCCUGAUGCCAUGAAAUGGCAAGUUGGAAACAAAAGUGAGCUCCAAGAUCUUAAAGAGACAAGACUACCUUCAUUCACUGAAGAAGAAAAGAUGUUCAUCAAGGGAACUGCUGACAUGUUCUGUGUAAAUCAUUACACUACAAAAAUUGCACAGCAUGCUACAUUGAGACUUAACCCUGCAUCAUAUUUAUAUGACCAGGACUUGUCAGAAGCAGAGGAAAGUGAUUCACCAACUACUGCCAUCAAGAACCAGAGAGCUGUCGCAUGGGGCUUAAGGAGACUCCUCAACUGGAUCAAAGAGGAGUAUGGAGAUCCAGAGAUUUACAUUACUGAGAAUGGAGUUGCUACAAAUUCAAAGACAACUUGGGAUGACUCUGCCAGAGUAUUUUAUUUCAAGACCUAUGUUGAUGAGGCUCUGAAAGCGUAUGACCUUGAUGGUGUGAAGGUAAAAGGAUACAUAGCAACAUCUCUCAUGGAUUCCUUUGAGUGGCUCAAUGGGUACAAAGUAGGAUUUGGGCUGCACCAUGUGGACUUCACUAACCCAAUCCGUCCGAGGACACCCAAGUACUCAGCUCAUUUCUACUACCAAGUCAUAAAGGACAAUGGCUUCCCGUCAACAGAUGAUGACCAACUCAUUUAUGGCCAUUUCCGCAAAGAUUUUAUUUGGAGUACUGCAACAGCAUCAUACCAGAUUGAAGGGGGAUGGAGAGCAGAUGGAAAAGGCCUCAGCAUCUGGGACAAGUUUGCUCACACUCCUCUCAGAGUGUUCAAUGAUGAUAAUGGGGACAUAGCGUGUAACAGUUACAACAAAGUAGAAGAGGAUGUUGCUAUAUUGAAGCAACUUAAGGUGACACAUUAUCGUUUCUCCAUAUCCUGGCCGAGGGUGCUUCCUGAUGGCACCACCAAGCACAUCAACGAGGCUGGACUCAACUACUACCACAGACUAGUGGAUGCACUGCUCGGAGCAAACAUCCAACCUCACAUCACUCUCUACCACUGGGACCUUCCACAAGCUCUGCAGGACAUUGGGGGCUGGGAGAAUGAUACCAUUGUCGGCAAAUUCAGGGAUUAUGCUGACCUCAUCUUUAGCCGUUUUGGCCACAAAGUCAAAUUUUGGAUCACCAUUAAUGAACCGUACAAUGUAGCCAAUAUAGGCCAUGGCUAUGGAGCAGCUGCCCCAGGGAUCAGUUUCCGACCAGGCACUCUUCCCUACAUCGUGGGUCACAGCCUGCUUAAAGCUCACGCCGAGGCCUGGCAUCUCUACAAUGACAAAUACAGGGCCAAACAGCAAGGAAUUAUCUCCAUCACCAUCAACUCUGAUUGGUCAGAACCCAGGAAUCCAUACAAGCAGGAAGACAUUGAUGCUGCAAAACGUGUGGUGCAGUUCUACAUUGGUUGGUUUGCCCAUCCCGUUUUUAAUGGAGACUACAGCAACAUGAUGAAGACAAUCAUUCGAGAGCGAAGUUUAGCUGCUAAUCUGACAAAAUCUCGACUGCCUGAGUUCACCCCAGCUGAGAUCAAGAGGAUUAAAGGUACCUAUGAUUAUUUUGGGUUCAACCAUUAUACCACCGUCCUGGCAUUCCCCGUGAACUAUGGAAACCUGCAGCACUACGAUGCCGAUAGGGGUGCAGGAACAAUUGCUGAUCGUAGCUGGCUGGAUUCAGGCUCGUCCUGGCUGAAGGUUUCACCGUUUGGAUUCCGCAGGAUAUUAAACUUCAUUAAGGCGGAGUAUGGAAAUCCACCUAUUAUCAUCACAGAAAAUGGUAUCUCAGAGCGGGGACCUAUUGACCUAAAUGAUACCCUUAGGAGCUACUACUAUGAACAAUACAUCAACCAGCUGCUGAAAGCUUACUUGCUAGAUAACGUGGAUAUCCGUGGCUACACAGCUUGGUCACUGAUGGACAACCUUGAGUGGGCCACUGGCUUUUCAGAGAGAUUUGGCCUUUUCUAUGUCAAUCACUCAGACACCAAAUUGCCAAGAGUGGCUAAGAAUUCUGUUACCUGCUACUCUACCAUCAUCAACUGCAACGGAUUCCCAGACCCUGCAUUGGGACCCCAUGAAUGUUUCAACCCAGCGCCUGAAGCAACAAGUGCGCCGAUCACCCCUGAUCCCUCUUUCAACACUGUGGACUUCCUGGGUAUGAAGCUCUCAACAAGUGAUGCUGAGACCGGACUUGCCACCACGUUUGCUCUAAUGAUUGUUGCAGCGUUUGGAGCUAUUUGUUUAUCUGUUUGCCUCUUUAAGGCACAAAAAAGGUCCCACCAAAAGCAGAACAUUGAAACUAUAAAAAUGGAACAGAAAUUAUAAACCCAAAUCUGUAGAACUGUGACCUUUCUGUGCUGCAUUUUCAUGUAUACAGUUGCAAGAAAAAAUGUGAACCCUUUAGAAUUACCUGGAUU